AUGCUAGAAACCGAGCUCGAGUGCGCGUUAAAUGAAAGUUCAGUGCAAUAUUCACAAGAAAACGCUGUUGUGGAAGAUGACACUGAAACUGGGCAAUACAUAUUACAUGAUUACCAACAUUCCACAAUUAGUGAUAGAUUAGAUAGCUUAGAAAACGCCACUGGAACAAUAAUACGCAAGAUAGAUUUUCUAACGAACAAAACAACACCGAAUUUCAACCCCGAAAUCAAUCAUCGUUUGGACAGAUUAGAACACAUAACUUCAACCAUCGCCGCAAAGUUAGAUAUUUUACUAGAUAAAUCCAUAACUCCCGUAAACCAACGCCGCAAAACCAUUAACAUAGGUUUUGAAAUUAUCAGCAGUGAAGAAGAAAUCAAAACUUUUGAAGCAAAUCUGAAUGAAAUAAGUUAUUUUAAUGAAAUUUCUUCAUGGUUGGAAGACAAUAUUUUUGAAAUUACUCCAGACAAUAGAAUGAUCGAAAUUUUGGACUUACUAUUCACAAAACAAUUUUUAACUGAGUUCAGUUGGACCGGAAUUAGCAAAGGAAAACAAAAAAUAGCAAUGAUGACUUUUAAAAACAUUUUGGAAUUAUUUAGAUUUCACGGCAGCACGAACGAUACCACAAUUACACAGAAAGAUGUAGCUCGUUUUCUUAUGAAGAAAUUAAAAAAUGCGGCAAAACGGGCUUUAAUUAAAGGAUUGCGUAAAAGCACACAACACAAGCAUUGA
Messenger RNA from Anopheles moucheti, 729 nucleotides. RefSeq lists its product as uncharacterized. The record is from RefSeq and is a predicted model, not a curated record. Bases 1 to 729 code for a protein of 242 amino acids. Lineage: Eukaryota; Metazoa; Arthropoda; Insecta; Diptera; Culicidae. The transcript has a single exon.